Molecule: messenger RNA, 1330 nt
Organism: Lactuca virosa
Lineage: Eukaryota; Viridiplantae; Streptophyta; Magnoliopsida; Asterales; Asteraceae
Source: the annotation of a GenBank genome assembly
AUUAUAAUUUACAUGUUGACUUCCCUUUACCGGUUGACCUAUACAUAACAUAUAUCUGAAAAAACAUGCAAUAUUAGUUGCAACAACCAGUAUCCAGUGGAGGGAAAGUUGGGUUCAGAGCUUCCUCGGAUUGACAGAUCUUGUGUUACUUUAUAAUGGAAAAAGAACAAUACCUAAAGAUGCCACUCAAGAGGAUAAUACUAGCUGUAAUUUUGUAUGUUCCGUUUUGUAUGGCUUCUCUCGGAGUUUCUCAGGUUGGAUUAUGGGGAACUAAAUCUAAUGAAGGUCCCCAAAAUCGUUGGGCUUUCUUAAUUGAAAAAGAUCAUAAACUGAAGUACAUAACUAUUGAUCAUGGUGAUCUAAUAUACUCUCUUGAGUUUACUACUGAAUCAAAGGGUGUUCAGUACACUUCACACAAGGCUGGUGGUUGGAAUGGUGGCGAUAGAGUAUCUAAGGUUGUUUUUGAAGAUGACGAGGAAAUAACAGGCAUUGAUGGAACAGUUGGGGUAUCGACUGGGGAAUAUGCUGGUUACACAAUAAUUUCGUCACUGUCUUUUGUUACGAACAAGAAGACUCAUGGACCUUUUGGUCAAAAAACACAUACUCUUUUCACUGUACCAUGGGUAAAAGGGAGUUUUGGUGGAUUUUAUGGCCUUGCAGGCUACUAUAUUGAUGCAAUCGGUGUCUACAUCACGGCUUCAUCUGACAAAAUUGCACGGGUUGGGAUUUGGGGAACAAAAUCUCCUGGAGGUCCCCAAAACAAGUGGUCUUUUCAACUUGAGAGAAAUCAUCAUCUAAAGAAGAUAACCAUUGAUCAUGGUGAUCUCAUAUACUCCCUCAUGUUCACUACCAAAUUUAAGGGCGUAGAGAAAACUUCUAACAAGGCUGGUGGCUGGAACGGUGGAGACAGAGUCUCUGAGGUUACAUUUGCUCCCGACGAGGAAAUUAUUGCUAUCAGUGGAACGAUUGGCAUCUCAAGGGGAACUUAUGCUGGCUAUACGAUAAUAUCGUCACUCACAUUCAUCACAAACAAACAAACCCAUGGACCUUAUGGUAAUGUUAGAGGGAUACCUUUCAACGUACCAUGGGAGAAAGAAUCAUUUGCUGGAUUUUAUGGUCUUGCGGGCUAUUAUAUUGAUGGCAUCGGUGUAUACCUAAAGCCUACUAUCAAUAACUAACCCUCUUAAGCUAAGGGUAUGGCGGAAUAAAAAGCUUUGCGUGCUAUCACAUGUGGGGAUCCUUACACUUACACAUUAUCCCUGUCAUGCACAAGUUGAUUUAGUUGUUGGUGUAACUUGUGAUAUCUACAAUGUACUUCACUACUUGCACC